AUGACCCUAGUUGAAACUGCCUGUAUAUCAAGUGACGGAACAGAGUAUAUCAUACCAGAACCAUGCGUACAUGAACAGAAAGUUACGAUUCAUCACUGGCAAUUACGUGAUCUUAUUAUAGCACGUCAGGACAAAAAAGAUGAGUUGAUUGUACCAACUGGGCGGGAUAUUUUUCGAUACAACUUCCGAACACGAAGUUCCAGCUACCUUGUUAAAGAUGUUGGAUACGCUCCCACUUGUAUGACUAUCGGUAAUGGAUACUGGGCAUCUGGAGGACAACGAGGAGAAUUGACACUCAGGGAUAUCAAUACUGAAAACGAAGUCACCAUCACAACAACUCCAAGCAAAACAAUCAAUAAUGGUUUAGCAUUUUCCAAUCUCAAUGGACAACUGCGUCUAUUGGUGUCCAAUAACGAUGCGUCUGUGCGUGUAUUUUCCGUACCCGAACUCCAACUAUUGCAAACUAUUGACUUUAGGACAGCCGUUAAUCACACCUCCAUAAGUCCAGAUGAAACUAAGAUGAUUGUAGUGGGAGACGACAACAAGGUCCACUUGUUUUCAAUAACUGCAGCCGGUACAUUUGAACCGGUGUCGACUAUGGCGGCUGCUAGAGAUGCAAACUUCUCGGUUGCGUGGAAUCACUCGUCAGAAAAGUUUGCAGUAGCAAGUCAGGAUGGUACAGUUCAUGUGUGGGAUAUAAGGAGUAGGGAUCCUCUUUAUAGGUUCGGAGGCGGUAAUAGUUCUAUCACAAAGGGAGCUGCUCGCUGUGUCAAGUUUACUCAAUCGGGUGCAAUUGAUCUACUGGCAUUUACCGAGCAUGUAUCGCACAUCAACAUUAUCGACGCGAGGACAUUUAAUGCUCAGGAAACAAUCCGAGUAGGAAGCUCUGGAGUAGAUACGCCCAUCACUGGCCUCGCUUUUUCACCAAAUAGUCACAGCAUGUUUGUUGGGAUGGAAAACGUAAUAUUGGAGUAUCCGGUUGAUACUUCUGCACGUCGUCGAUUCCCAAAAGGUGCAUUACUAUAG
Molecule: messenger RNA, 1026 nt
Organism: Phycomyces blakesleeanus NRRL 1555(-)
Lineage: Eukaryota; Fungi; Mucoromycota; Mucoromycetes; Mucorales; Phycomycetaceae
Exons: 11
Coding region: 1-1026 (341 amino acids)
Molecular function (GO): protein binding
Source: RefSeq, a predicted model, not a curated record